CUCGAAAAACUUGGGGACUACUGGUGAAAUUUUGAAGAGGAGGAAAGAGAGAAGAGAAAUGGAGUGGAGAAAUUUUUAUUUAGAUCUAAUUUUGGUGCCUUCGGCUAUUCUUUCUUCCCUCUUUUACCACGUAUGGCUCUGGUACACCGUAAAGAGGCGGCCGGAUCGGACCUACAUUGCGAUGAAUGCCGCCGGCCAGAGCGCGUGGAUCAACCACAUCCUAACGGACAAUGACAAGAAAAACGUCUUAGCAAUCCAAACUCUCCGGAACAACAUAAUGGGCGCCACCCUCACGGCCACCACCUCUGUCCUCAUAUGUUGCGGCCUCCUCGCCUUCGCCAGCAAAGACUAUGACGCCGACAAGCCAGACAAGCUCAAGAUCGAAUCCAAAUGCUCCUUUCUUCUCCUAGCAUUUCUCUCAGUGUUCCUAUGCCAAACUCUCUCCAUUGCUUGCUUGACUCAGGUGAACAUCCUCAUCAACAUCUUGGCAGGCGACACAACUCCGGUCAGGAGGUAUCGGGUGACCGAGUUGCUAGGGAAAGGGAUCUUCCUCUGCAAUGUGGGGAACAGAGUGUUCUUUAGUACAUUGCCCCUCGUGCUUUGGAUAUUUGGUCCUGUUCUAGUGUUCGUGUGCUCGGUUGGGGUGGUGGUUGUUUUGUAUAGCGUUGAUGUUGUUGGUGACGAGAAGGGUGCGGUUGGAGCGGAGGGUGGUGGAAUGGUUCAACCCUAAAAUUAGAGGGGUUACGCCAUUUUUUAAGUAGGUAAUACUGCAAAUAUUAGUUUUUUUUUUUUUUCCUUUUUACUCGUGUUGCAGUGUUGUUAUUCUUGAUUGGGGAAACGAAUAACCGUAUAUACCUUUAUCCAAUA
This is a messenger RNA of Asparagus officinalis (garden asparagus), 867 nucleotides long. RefSeq lists its product as uncharacterized. The record is from RefSeq and is a predicted model, not a curated record. Lineage: Eukaryota; Viridiplantae; Streptophyta; Magnoliopsida; Asparagales; Asparagaceae. The transcript has 2 exons. The coding region runs from base 59 to 730 and encodes 223 amino acids.